AUGGAGCCCCUCACAGCGCUCAGCCAGGAGGGCGCGGGCGGCGGGGAGCCGCCGGGCGGCGGACCGCUCUGGACGGCCGUCUUCGAGUACGAGGCGUGCGGCGAGGACGAGCUGAGCCUGCGGCCGGGAGACGUGGUGCAGGUGCUGUCCCGGGACUCGCAGGUGUCCGGCGACGAGGGCUGGUGGACGGGGCAGAUCGACCAGCGCGUCGGCAUCUUCCCCAGCAACUACGUGAGCAGCGGCGUGCAAGGGGGCGGCCCGGAGCUGCGCGCCCGCUACCCGCCGCCCCCCGCCAUACAGCUCUUGGAGAUCGACUUCUCAGAACUUGUUCUGGAGGAAAUCAUUGGCAUAGGAGGCUUCGGAAAAGUAUAUCGAGCUGUGUGGAUAGGAGAUGAGGUUGCUGUCAAGGCAGCUCGUUAUGACCCUGAUGAGGACAUCAGCCAGACCAUUGAGAAUGUCCGCCAAGAAGCCAAGCUCUUUGCAAUGUUAAAGCAUCCCAACAUCAUUGCCCUCAGGGGCGUAUGUUUGAAGGAGCCUAAUCUUUGCUUGAUCAUGGAGUUUGCCCGUGGAGGAUCAUUAAAUAGAGUGUUGUCUGGUAAAAGGAUACCUCCUGACAUCUUAGUGAACUGGGCAGUACAGAUUGCAAAGGGAAUGAACUACUUGCACGAGGAAGCAAUUGUUCCUAUAAUUCACCGUGACCUGAAGUCCAGCAACAUACUGAUACUCGAAAAGGUGGAAAAUGGAGAUCUGAGCAACAAGAUAUUGAAGAUCACGGAUUUCGGCUUGGCCAGGGAAUGGCAUAAAACUACCAAAAUGAGUGCAGCUGGGACAUAUGCCUGGAUGGCUCCUGAGGUCAUCCGCUCCUCCAUGUUCUCCAAAGGCAGCGAUGUGUGGAGUUAUGGCGUGCUGCUUUGGGAGCUGCUAACAGGGGAAGUGCCAUUCCGAGGAAUUGAUGGUCUUGCAGUAGCCUAUGGUGUUGCCAUGAAUAAACUUGCUCUUCCAAUCCCUUCCACGUGUCCAGAGCCUUUUGCCAAACUAAUGGAAGAUUGUUGGAACCCUGACCCACACUCACGACCUUCCUUUGCCAGUAUCCUAGGCCAUCUCACCGCUAUAGAAGAGUCUGGUUUCUUUGAAAUGCCCAAAGAUUCCUUCCAUUCCCUUCAGGAAGACUGGAAACAAGAGAUCCAAGAGAUGUUUGAUCAGCUCAGAGCCAAAGAAAAGGAGCUUCGCACGUGGGAAGAAGAGCUGACUCGUGCUGCUGUUGAACAGAAGAACCAUGAGGAGUUGCUCCGAAGGCGGGAACAGGAGCUGGCAGAACGUGAGAUUGACAUCCUGGAAAGGGAGCUCAACAUCAUCAUCCACCAGCUGUGUCAGGAGAAGCCUCGUGUGAAGAAACGUAUGGGGAAGUUCAAGAAAAGUCGGCUCAAGUUAAAAGAUGGCAAUAAUAUCAGCCUGCCUUCAGAUUUCCAGCAUAAAUUCACUGUGCAGGCUUCUCCAACAAUGGAUAAAAGGAAGAGCUUGAUCAGUAGCUGCUCCAGCCCUCCUGCAAGUCCUACCAUUAUUCCCAGACUCAGGGCCAUACAGUUGACUCCUGCUGAAAGCAGUAAAACAUGGGGACGAAACUCAGUCCUUCCAAAGGAGGAAGGAGAGGAAGAAGAGAAGAGAGGCCAGAAGAAAAAAGGACGCACCUGGGGACCAAGCUCACUUUGUCACAAGGAGCUAGGUGCAGGAGAGGACAGUCUGAAAGCUCUGGUAGAAGGAUACAAACAGUGGUCAUCCAGUGCACCAAACCUAGGGAAGAUUCAGAGAACUGCACCUGCUUUUCCAGGAUUCACCAGCUUAGCAGAGAUGGAUGAUGAAGACAGUGAAUGUCUUAAUGGGGAAGGCAAAGUGCACCCUUCACCUGGGCACAACCAGUCAUACCUCUGCAUCCCGUUUCAGAAGAAUGAUGACUGGGAUGGGCCUUCUAGUGAUGCCAAUGAUGAGUCCACUCCUGUGAACUCUGCUACAAGCACCCCACAGCUUACACCCACCAACAGCCUCAAACGUAGUGGCUCCCACCACAAACGGUGCGAGGUUGCCUUGCUUGGCUGUGGAGCGGUUCUGGCUGCUGCAGGCCUGGGGUUCGAUCUGCUAGAAGCGGGGAAGUGUCAGCUGCUGAUUGAAGAGGAGCCAGAGCCACCCAAGGAAGAGAAGAAGAAACGUGACAGCAUUUUCCAGCGAGCUGGACGCCCGCGCAGGAGCACUAGCCCUCCUUCUCGAAAAAUCUUCAAGAAAGAUGAGCCCAUGUUGUUGCUUGGCGAGCCAUCCACAUCCCUCACCCUUCUUUCCCUGUCUUCCAUUUCCGAAUGUAAUUCCACCCGAUCCCUGCUGCGCUCAGACAGUGAUGAGAUUGUGGUAUACGAAAUGCCUGUCAGCCCCGUGACAGUCAAGGCUCCCUUGCCAGCCAUUAAUAACCCACUAGUUAAUGUCCAGAUUGAGAGAUUCAAACAAGACCCCAACCAGUCCCUCACUCCCACACAUGUGACGGUCUCUUCCCACACCCAGCAAGGCGGGCACAGGCGCACACCUUCUGAUGGGGCCAUCAAAGGGACUGGACUAGUUGUCAAUGGGUGCCCAACCAGUGGAUGCCCUUCCAGUAGCUGUUUAACUGGAGCACUGGGAGCAGGUGUAUUAAAAACACCUAGUCCAAGUAGAGAUCCAAAUGAGGUCCCUCGCCUGCCAGAUCCCAACCUUGUUUUUCCUCCAACCCCGAGACGAUGGAAUGCACAGCAGGACCCCACGCUGGAAAGACCCAAGACGCUGGAGUUCCUGCCUCGGCCUCGGCCCGCAGCCAGCCGGCAGCGGCUUGAUCCCUGGUGGUUUGUGUCACCCAGCAAUGCCAAGGGUGAAUCUUCUGCCAACAGUUCAAGUACUGACACUCCAAGCAAUCUGGACUCUUGUUUUGCUAGUAGCAGCAGCACUGUAGAAGAGAGACCUGGACUUCCUGCACUGCUUCCUUUCCAGGGGAGUCAUCCUGUAGAGGAGCGGACACUGUUGGACAUAGAUGCUGAGGGACAGAGCCAAGACAGCACCAUUCCGCUAUGCAGAAGUGAACUUAACACACACAAAGCUACAGCAUAUGAACUCAAGCAAGAAUUCUGGUCUUAGUAUGAAAUUCACUCGGGACAGUAAGCCCCUCUAAAUUCAAUUCUACUUUUUGCACUGAGAAUGCACUUUGAAGACAGAUGAGUUAGAUGCUACGGAGAUCGUAUGGUGCUGCCUCUGCUGAAGGUGUUGUUUAACUGCCUGAUUGUUGUCUGCAGUUGGGUGUAAUUUGGCGACUCAGAGCUGCUGACUUUGCUGUGGGGUUUUUCUGUAGUCUUCCCUGUCACCUUAUUGCAGUUUGUAUCUGCAGUAAGCUAAAAUUAUCAUAUCGAAGUCUUUGUUACUGACCUUGUAGGAUUUGGCACUUGCAUGUAAGGUGGAUUGCUGAGGAAGGCUGUGGCGUCUCUAUUGGUGGAGGUCUUGGAGAAGAGACUGGAUGGUUGGGAAUGAGUAGGUGUAGUUGGUCCUGGCUUCAAGGCAGGGAGUGGCCCUGUAAACCCGAGGUGGUUCCUGUGCAUGCUGCUACUUGUUCAAGGCUUUUUUGAAAUUGAGACUUGCGUGUUAGUAGUUGGAUUGUGCAAAUAGGAAUCAGAACAUCUGGAUUCUGUCUUCUUUAGUCACUGACUCACUGUGUGACCUUGGGCGAAUAAUGUAACCUCUCCGUGCCUGAAUUUUCCCAUCUGUAAAUAACAGGGAUAAUACCUACCUCACAAGGGGGGUGGGACCUAUGUAGUAUGUUCUUUGAGAUCUUUGUGUGGAAGGCAGUAUAGGCAAGUAAAACAUUUGUUCAGAUUUGUAAAAGCUCUUACCUGGUCAAGGAAAACCGGGUAAGAAGACCUCCUGCCUUGAAGGAGGAAGUCACACAACUAAUGUGUGCAUACACUCAGUUUUCUUCAGAGGCUGCAAGUGUGUCUGCGCUCCCAGCAAGUCUGUGUCAUUGGGUUUAAUGAGAGCUUCAUUUGUUCCCAGUUUUGGCAUUAUAAAUAAGGGAUGUGGCCUUUUUACAUGAGUGUGUUAGGGUAGUCUGCUUUAUUGAGGGUACAGCUUAUCUGUUAGCUCUUCCUAUACAAAUCUUUGCUCAUUUUGCUAAUCUACUUACCAUUUGGGUGCAAAUAACUGAUUUGGCAGUGCUGCCAAUGCUGCCUUCCUGUCAGGGAAGUCCAGUCCUGUUGCGAAGGCACUGUGGAUGAGUACUUUCUUGCAGCAGCACAGAGAACAUGAGCGUUUAGAUGUUUAUCACCUUAAUAUUAAAAACCAGCAUGUGUGGGGAAAUAUUCUCCUUAGUAUUUUUAAUUCAGUUUGAGGGCUAAAAGCAUCAUGUUGCUGUGGGUCAAGUGUAUCUUCUUAGCAAGCAAGCACAGUAUGUUACCAUCAAGGAAAGUCAUGGACUUCUUGUUCCUCACAUUCCACAAAAUUUGUUUAAUGUCUGAAUUUCUUUUUGCUGCCUACUCCACUGAACUCUCCAGAGCUAGCCUUAAUGAUGCUACACUAGCUGCUAAUGCUGGAUAGACUGUUGACUGUGUAGACAAGGUGCUCUGGUGUGUUGCAAAGAAGAAAAUUGAUGUUUCUGGCACUUUCGUUAAGUGUAAACCUUUAGGUUUUUUUUUUUUUUUAAUUUCUUGUGCAUUCGUCCUUUUGUUUUUCAUUUCUGAAACCUCAACAUGUGUGUGAUCCAGGAACUUCAAAAACAAACAAACGCCAGCAAAAAACACCUCAAGGGAAGCCUGAUCAGAAUUUGUGUCAGAAGAACAUAAAGCAAGACAUUAAAACUAUCUAGUUUUCAGUCUCCCUUACCCUUUUUGAAAGUCUGAGACAAAACUGGAUCAGCUGUUCUUUCUAUGCAAAAAGCAUUAUUCCAAAGUGAUGGGAAGAAGCAUCUGCUCUGCAAAGACGUGAUGUAGAAUUGCUCUUUUGCAUAGGAAAGUUAAUGAAGUGUCAGAAGCCCUUCUCUCUCACUUUUAGAUAACCACUUGGUGAAGGCUAUGGAUAGCUAACCAUAGGAGGAUUUUGUGCCAAAGGGCAGCUGCCCUAACACCAAAUGGACAGUAAAGGAACUGGUUGACACCGCUGGCAAAGAGUCAUGGAUCCAGAUGAGGGUUUCUGGCUUAGAUGUUCUCUAUUACGAAGCUGCUAGAAAGACAGGGUAGGAACAGUGUUUUCUAAAUGCUCCUCAGAUGCAAUUAUCUUAAUCGAAUCCAGCAUGUGAGAUAAAAACAAGAUUGACUCUGGGCAUCAACCCCUAAAUAAGCUUUCCAGUUUGGAGUCCUGUAACUUACCUGAGGAUACCAAGGAAGAGGAAUCUGUUGUAAAACAAAGCUGUUUACUUCAGCAGGUGGUAGGAUACUUUCUGACAGGCAGAGGGCUCUCAAGGCAAAGUCAUGUGUUUUACUGUAUGCAUCCUGAAAGCUGUUGCCACUGGUGCCUUGAGGCCCAGAGGCCAUCUGAAUGUUAAAGCUAGUUUGUAACCUUUUCGGUUAUCCAUCUAUCGUGUACUGGUUUGAUUACUCUCCUGUCUUAUUCUGUUUGUUUCCUUUUCCUUCCCGGCUCUAGGCAGUGAGGUGCCCCAAGUCCCAGAGUUCACUCUAGUCCACUAUAUACCAAGAAAAUCUGAGCCAGUCAGAAAGCUCACAUACCUUUUUUUGUCUACUGACUUUCAUUUAUUUGUCAGUGAGACAAAAAUUUCAUUAUUAUAUUGAUAUACCUGCUAGUACAUCAAGAACCUGGAGUUCUUGAGGAAAAUGGUGAAAAUCUUGCUGUAAAAUACCCUUAAAUACGUGAAUAGGUUGCACUUUCUGCUGAGAAAAAGAGAACACGAGCACAAAUUUACUGAGCAGCCUAAAACAAUGAUAAAAGAGAGGAGUAAAACAUAUUAAAGUUUUUAGAGCUCACAAAGAAGAAAUAACCUCAUUAGUCUUAGUAUCAAUUACAAAAUGUUAUUGCUGUGAAAUUUUUCAGAUUUGGAAAUACAUGUUUUAUUUUAAAUAGUUGACUGGUAAUAUAUAUAUCACUAAUUUAUGUAAUUGACUUAUUUAGAAUAUGUUUGCCAGCUCUAUGCUGUCUAGCAGUCUGCCUGUUUUCCCUGUAAAAUUGAGAGGAAAGCACAGACCUAGCAACACUGCAAAAAAAUUACUUGAAAAAAAAAAAAUUUCUACUGGUUUCACAGAAAUUGAAUGUGGGACAGAUAGAGAGAAGAAAGCUUUUGUGUCAAAGCUAAAAAAUUAUGGAUGGUUAUGGAUUCUUUGUAAUAUUGUUGCUUCCUAUGGACUGCACAGUGCUCUGUUUCACCAUCAAGUAGAUCUUAUCUCCUAUGAGCCUUCUCUGAGGUGCAAAUGUAACUUUUUGUAGGUACCCUUUUUCCUUCAGAUUAUUGCUGCAGCAGAUUCAUAUUCAGUGCGGGCCAGGGAACCUCAAUGAAAAUAUUCUUUUUGUAUUGGUUUUUCUUAACAGAAUGAGUAUUUUCAAAGUAAAAUUUUCAUUAGUGAUGUAGAAAGACCUUUGGGUUUGGUAUGCUUUUAUGAUGUAUUUUUCUGUACCUCUAGGAAUGGGAGUAGUUGCCUUCCUCUUCAUAGCAUGCUGUUAUCUUAAGACUUGUGGACAGUGCUGCGUAGAGAUGUUACUGGAUGAAACUGGAUACCUCUCAUUCAGCUGAAGUACAGCUUGGUGAUGGUGCCACUAAUUUGUCCUGUGCAAGGAAGAACAAGGGAUUCAUCUGCAUCUCGGCAUCACGCUGCUGUCACAGCCAGGAGAUGUAGGAGCAAGAUCCUAGAGGACCAUUGGUGGGACAAGAACUUCAAUCAGCUUUUGAUGCCUAGACAAGAGCUUCAGUCAGCUUUUAACGCCUGGAUCACUUUAUUCUAUGAUCUCUGUGCCCUGGCAGACCUGUCUCCAUAAAGCCUCACAUCCUGCAAACAGAUGCUCAGUGUUCUCGGGUACCCCG
Centrocercus urophasianus (Greater sage-grouse) is the source of this 7024-nucleotide messenger RNA. It is a transcript of the gene MAP3K9, whose product is annotated as mitogen-activated protein kinase kinase kinase 9. NCBI's taxonomy places the organism in Eukaryota, Metazoa, Chordata, Aves, Galliformes, Phasianidae. Gene Ontology annotation, biological process: protein phosphorylation. The record is from RefSeq and is a predicted model, not a curated record. The transcript is spliced from 16 exons. Gene Ontology annotation, molecular function: ATP binding; protein binding; JUN kinase kinase kinase activity. Bases 1 to 3150 code for a protein of 1049 amino acids.